Nicotiana tabacum (common tobacco) is the source of this 1578-nucleotide messenger RNA. The record is from RefSeq and is a predicted model, not a curated record. NCBI's taxonomy places the organism in Eukaryota, Viridiplantae, Streptophyta, Magnoliopsida, Solanales, Solanaceae.
AUGUCCGAGCCAGCUCGAUCAUAUCUUGACUAUUUUGUAGGGUACUUGCUAUCUCUAACAGGUAACUCUGCCGCCAAUGCAAGCAGAUGGAACGAAAUCAUCAAGCAUUCUUUGAACCCUGGUCUACCAUGUAACAGUGCUACUGCAAGUCUGCAAGUGACAAGUGAAGUUCUGGGUUUGGAAGUUCUUGCUGCUCAGUCCUCUCCGCCGGCGCUACUCAUCACUCCGACAACACCAGGAAUUGAAGUUGCAAUGAACUUGUUGAAAUUUUACAACAAAGUACCAAAAAUAAGUUCGGAAUCUCAAAAUCAAUCUAACAGAGAAGAAAAUGCCAAUCAAUCAAAUUUUCCCUCGCAUUCUUCUCUAAGACAAGAAAUUGAUACAAUUGCUCCACAGUCCGAUCCAGCUGAAAGAACUCCAAUAUUGGAGUAUCAUCCAAACCAUCGCGAUGAAAUAAGGAGGGCAUACAUUCAAGGUGGUCCUUGCCAACCUCGAUAUCAUGACUUCCCUCAAUCUGAUUUUUCUGGAUUUAAGGGUCGUUUUAAUCCUAUAUGGUUUGAUGAUUUUAAUUGGUUGGAGUAUAGUGUAAGUACUGAUGCUGCAUAUUGUUUACCUUGUUAUUUAUUUAAGGGCAAAAGUAUUCAUCAAGGUGGUGGUGAUGUUUUUUCGAGUAAAGGGUUUAGGAAUUGGAACAGAAAAGAAUGUUUUAAGAAACAUGUUGGUUUGCCAAAUAGUAUUCACAAUAAAGCAAAUAGAAAUUGUGAUGAUCUAAUGCGGCAACAACAGUCUAUUAUUGUUGCAUUUGACAAACAGUCUGAUCAAAUUAAGCAUGAAUAUUGGCUUCGCUUAAACGUUUCAGUUGAUGUGGUAAGGAUUCUCUUGAAUCCAGGAUUUGCAUUUCGCGGUCAUGACGAAAGUGAAACGUCAUUGAACAAGGUUAAUUUUAUUGAAAUUCUUUCAUGGUAUGCGGAUAAAUAUGAUAAGAUUAAACCCUUUGUGUUGAAACGUGCUCCAAAAAAUAAUAAGAUGACUUCUUCAGAUAUUCAAAAAGAAAUUGUGACCGCAUGUAAGAUAGAAACUAUUAAGGCUAUAAUAGAGGAUCUAAAUGGUGACUACUUUCCUUUAUUAGUUGAUGAGUCUAUAGACGUGUCACGCAAAGAGCAAAUGGCUAUUGUUUUACGGUAUGUCGAUAAAAAAGGAAGUGUGAUGGAGAGGUUUAUUGGCAUUGUUCAUGUUCGAGAUACUAUUGCUUUUUCUCUAAAUAAAGUAAUUGUCGAUGUACUUGUUCAUCAUUCUUUAAGUUUAUCUUCUAUACGUGGACAAUGUUAUGAUGGGGCAAGCAAUAUGCAAGGUGAUAUUAAAGGUCUUAAGAAGUUAAUUAAACAAGAAAGUAGAUCGGCUCAUUCUAUUCACUGUUUUGCACAUCAACUUCAACUAACUCUUGUUGCGGUUUCUAAGAAGUGUGUUCAUGUAGGUGAACUUGUAUUACUGGUUUCAAAUAUUUUGAAUGUGUUGGAACUUUUAAACUUGUGGAUGAAUUUCGAGAUUUUCAAAACGAAAAACUCCAAGAGGCAUUAG